Nymphaea colorata (pocket water lily) is the source of this 9148-nucleotide messenger RNA. RefSeq lists its product as uncharacterized. The record is from RefSeq and is a predicted model, not a curated record. Lineage: Eukaryota; Viridiplantae; Streptophyta; Magnoliopsida; Nymphaeales; Nymphaeaceae. Bases 135 to 8933 code for a protein of 2932 amino acids. Gene Ontology annotation, molecular function: protein binding; ATP hydrolysis activity; ADP binding. The transcript is spliced from 11 exons. Gene Ontology annotation, biological process: defense response; signal transduction.
UUGACAGUGAGGAGUUGGAGAAGGGACAGAGGGUGGAUGAGCUAUUUGGGUACAUAGAGAAAUCCUAAAUAUUUGUGCCCAUCUUCUCCAAAAGCUAUGCAGAUUCAAAGUGGUGUUUGAAAGAAAUAACCAAGAUGGUGGAGUGCAAGAGACUCAUCAUACCAGUCUUCUUUGAUGUUGAGCCAAGAGACGUCCGUGGUCAAUCUGGCCCUUUUGAACCAGCAUUCACAAGAUAUGGUAAAAAUGAUAUAACAGACAAGGAGGAGGUGAGGAAAUGGAGAAAUGCUUUGACAGAAGCAGGGGAAGUCUCAGGGUAUACCUUGGCCAAUACUUGUAUAGUCGAGGCGACUGAGAUCAAAAAAAUUGUGACGAGGAUCUUGGAAGAAGUAAACAGGGCCCCUCUAUUUAUUGGAGCCACACAUCCAAUAGGUCUAGAUUCUAGAAUUGCAGAGUUGGUGGAGGUGCUGGAUGUUGAAGCCCAUAAUGAUGUCAAAAUGGUUGGGAUCCAUGGAAUGGGUGGGAUCGGCAAGACGACUCUUGCCAGGGCUGUCUAUAACAAACUCUUUCUGCAUUUUGAUGCUUGUAGCUUCAUUUCAGACGUUAGAGAAGCAGCAAAACAGUCCAAACUCGUUUCCCUCCAAGAACAGCUGCUUCGUGAUGUUCUCAAGGAUGAAAAGGUGAAAGUAAAUGACACUGCUCAUGGAACUGGCAUGAUCAUGGAUCGAAUUAAGCAUAAGAAGGUUCUGCUAGUUCUUGACGACGUUGAUAGCGAAUCACAGCUCGGUGCAUUGGUCGGCAGCGUGGAUCAUUUUCAGCCUGGGUCAAGAAUCAUCAUUACUACUAGAGACAUGCAGGUGUUGAUUGAGCCACCAACACUAAGAGUGGAAAAUGUGUAUGAGAUUAAGAAGCUCGAUUUUGCCCAAUCGCUUCAGCUUUUCAGUUGGCAUGCAUUUGGGAAAGAGGAGCCACCCGCUGAAUUUGCAAAGAUAUCAAAGGAAGUUGCAGCUACUGCUUCUGGGCUGCCACUAGCCCUCAAAAUAUUUGGUAGACAUUUCUUGUGCCAGAAAACAAACAAACUACGAGAAGCCAUGUUGCAAAAGUUGAAGAAAGUUCAAGACAAAGAUAUCCAUGAGAAGUUGAAGAUAAGUUUUGAUGCCCUUGAUAAUGAAGAAAGAAUUGUAUUUUUGGACAUAGCAUGCUUCUUUAUCGGUCAAAAAAGAAGUUUUGCUACUUUCAUGUGGAAAGAACGCGGGUUCUUCCCAGACCUAACAAUUGAAGUCUUAAAGCACAAGUGUCUGGUCAAUAUAAAUAAAGAUACGGGAAAGUUUGAAAUGCAUGACUCUAUCCGAGACAUGGGAAGAAAAAUUGUGGAAGAUGAAAGCCCAAAUCCAGAAAACCGUAGCAGGUUGUGGCAGAAAGAUGACAUACUAAAAGUAUUGCGAGAAAAGAAGGGAACAGAAAAAAUUGAAGCCAUCAAUCUCUCUUGUGAACAGCGUUCAACACCAUAUGUGAACGCAAAGUUUUUUGAGGGAAUGUCUCAGCUUAAAAUGCUUCAGCUGUGGAACGUGAGAUUGGAAGGUAAAUAUAGAGAUUUUCCUCGGACGCUCAGAUAUUUGCGUUGGAAUUCACAGGACUUGCAUUGCCUUCCUGACGAGCUUUCUCUUGAGGAUAUUGUGGUUCUCGACUUAUCUUGGUCUUAUAAUAUGCAUCAAGUAUGGCAUCAGCAAAGACAAGGAUCUGGAUCCACCAAGGUCUUUAGCCAAUUAAAAGUACUAAAUCUCAGUGGAUGUAGACGUCUCACCAUCUGUCCAGAUUUUACGGGCAUGCCACAUAUAGAGGAAUUGUACCUUGAAUAUUGUGAUGCGUUCACUGAACUUCAUCCAUCCAUUUGGCGAUUCACCUCACUGAAAGUGCUUGAUCUCAGUGGCUGUGAAAUUACAGCUUUGCCAUCACAACCGAGUGAUUCUAAGUCAUUGAAGCAACCCUUGCUUGACCGAUUAAAAGUCUUAAAUCUCGCUUUUUGUCUGAACCUUACCACCUGUCCAGAUUUUUCGUUCAUGCCAUAUAUAGAGGAAUUGGAUUUUAGUAAUUGUGAGAAGUUGACUGAACUCCAUCGUUCUAUUUGGAAUCUCAAACGCCUAACUCGCUUGUCUUUGAGGUACUGUGAAUCACUCGAAGAAGGGUUUGAAGAAGUUUGGCAGCUGACGUCCCUCGAAAAACUUGACCUCAGUUUCUGUGAAAGAAUUACAUUACCGUCGAGGGAUUCCAGUUCAUUAAAUCAGCUCUUGGACAAAUUGAAAAUUCUACAUCUUCGUAAUUGUGGUAACCUCACCCUCUGUCCAAAUUUUACGGGGAUGCCUCAUCUACAGGAAUUGGAUUUUGAAGGUUGCAAGAACUUGAAUGAACUUGAUCCAUCCAUUGGGCAUCUGAAGAGAGUGACUCACUUGUCUUUGAAGGGAUGCAACUCACUGAAGGAGCUGCCUGUAGAGGUUUGGCAGUUGACAUCGCUUGAGGAGCUUGACGUCAGCGAGUGCUAUGGAAUUACAGCUUUGCCAUCACAGUUGAUGAAGUCCAUGCUUGGCAAGCUAAAAGCCCUAAGUCUCAAGGAUUGUCCGAACCUCACCAGAUCUCCAAAUUUUACUUGCACGCCAAAUAUAGAGAAAUUGAAUUUUGGAUGUUGUUUUAAUAUGACUAACCUUCAUCCAUCUAUUGGGCAACUCAAGAGCUUGACUUAUUUGUCUUUGUGGGGGUGCCAAUCACUAAAAGAACUGCCUGAAGGAGUUUGGCAGUUGACAUCGCUUGAGGAGCUUGACCUCAGCCAGUGCUAUCAAAUUACAGCUUUGCCAUCACAGUUGAAGAAGCCCAUGCUUGGCAAACUAAAAGCCCUAAGUCUCAAGGAUUGUCGGAACCUCAUCAGAUCUCCAAAUUUUACAAGCAUGCCACAUUUAAAGAAAUUGCUUUUUGACGGUUGUGUUAAGUUGACUGAACUUCAUCCAUCUAUUGGGCAUCUCAAGAGCUUGACUCACCUAUCUUUGUGGAGUUGCGAAUCACUAAAAGAACUGCCUGAAGGAGUUUGGCAGUUGACAUCGCUUGAGGAGCUUAACCUCAGCGGGUGCUAUCAAAUUACAGCUUUGCCAUCACAGUUGAAGCAGCCCAUGCUUGGCAAACUUAAAGCCCUAUGUCUCCUUAAUUGUCCAAACCUCACCAUAUCUCCAAAUUUUACAAGCAUGCCACAUAUAGAGAAAUUGCUUUUUGACGGUUGUGUUAAGUUGAUUCAACUUUGUCCAUCUAUUGGGCAUCUCAGGAGGUUGACUCACCUGUCUUUGAGGAAAUGUGAAUCACUGAAGGAACUGCCUGUAGAGGUUUGGCACUUGACAUCGCUUGAGGAGCUUGACCUCUGUUCCUGCAAGAACCUUACAGUCCGUGCAGACUUUACGUGCAUGCCACAUAUAGAGAAAUUGGAUUUUAGUCAUUGUGAGAAGUUGACUGAACUUCAUCCAUCUAUUGGGCAUCUCAAGAGCUUGACUCACUUGUCGUUGAAGGAAUGCAAAUCACUAAAGGAACUGCCUAAAGACGUUUGGCAAUUGACCUCACUCGAAAAUCUUGACCUCGGUUACUGCUGUAAAAUUGCUACUUUGCCAUCAGAAUUGGGAAACUUGAAGCGUUUCAAGCAGCUCUUCCUUGAUGGCACCAUCAUAACAGCUUUGCCUGAAUCCAUGAGACACUUGAAGCAACUGAAGCAUUUGUCUCUCAACGAGUGUCGCUUCUUGAAAGAAAUACCUGAAUGGAUUCGUUCAUGUAUCAGUCUUGAACAACUAGAAGCUAAAAAUUGUGAAAGUCUUGCUUCUUUUCCCAACGUGCUUGGCGACCUGAGGAGUUUGCGCUAUCUUAAUUUGAGUGGGACAGCUAUUGAAAAAUUACCGAGCUCCAUUCACUCACUAAUGCAAUUUUACCAAUUAUCAAUCAUUGGUUGCAAAAGGCUUAAAUUCUUGCCUCAGUUACCCCGUUCUAUCCACAGUGUUUAUGCGAAAGGUUGCUGUGAAAUGGAAGAGAUAGCAGAUGUUUCACAGGCAAUUGAUUUAAGGGAAUUGGACCUAACCGGCUGCCAAAAGCUUGUGGAUGUUCCUGGUGUUGAGCUGUUGAGAUGCUUAAUGAGGCUGAAGCUUGAAGGAUGUAGAAGCCUUUCCAACUCUUUCAAAAAAAGAGUACAGGAGGCACACUUUCCAAAUUUGAUGGUGCAGUUGACCAUACCUGGAAGCAUGGAAGAAUCUUGUCUUCCUCAUCCGAACGAGCAUCAGUCCCAAGUGUCGGACCGAGAGGCCAAGGAGAAGCAGCUGAGGGAAGGAGGACAGGAAAAGCAGGUGCUGAGUGGAUGCAGAAGGGAAAGGCGAGCAUGUGCUGGCCAGGUGAAUGCCGAAACGCUAGCUAAAGGUGAUCCCCGUUUAAGACUUAUGAAAAGAUCAAGGUCACCUCGAUAUUCCGACCGGUCUGUUUAUGAGGAUGCUGAAGAAGCACCUUCUUCAUCGUCCACCCCACCAGUGAGGGAAGAUGGUUUCCAGUAUGAUGUGUUUCUGAGCUUUAGGGGACCGGACACUCGCAACCGCUUCACCGGCCAUCUCUAUCAAGCAUUGCAAGAAAAGGGCAUCCACACUUUCAUCGACAGUGAGAAGUUGGAGAAGGGUGAGAAGGUGGAAAAGCUAUUUGGGUACAUAGAGAGAUCCAAAAUAUUUGUGCCCAUCUUCUCCAAAGGCUAUGCCGAUUCAGAGUGGUGUUUGAAAGAAAUAACCAAGAUGGUGGAGUGCGAGAGGCUCAUCAUACCGAUCUUCUUUGAAGUCGAGCCAAGAGAUGUCCGUAGUCAAUCUGGCCCUUUCGAACCAGCAUUCACAAGAUACGAUGAUAAUUAUAUAACAAACAAGGAGGAGGUGAGGAAAUGGAGAAAUGCUCUGAUAGAAGCAGGGAAAGUCUCAGGGUAUAACUUGGCCAAUACUGAUGGGUACGAGGCGAGGCUGAUCAAACUAAUCGUGAAGAGGAUCUUGACAGAAGUAAACAUGACCCCUCUAUUUGUAGCUGAACAUCGAGUAGGUCUAGAUUCUCGUGUUGUAGAGUUGGUGGAGAUGUUGAAGGUUGGAUUCCAAAAUGAUGUCAAAAUGGUUGGAAUUCAUGGAAUGGGUGGAAUUGGCAAGACGACUCUUGCUAGGGAAGUAUAUAACCAAAUCUGUCCACAUUUUGAUGCUUUUAGCUUCAUUUCAGGUGUCGGAGAAGCAGCAAAACAGUCCAAACUCGUUUCCCUCCAAGAACAGCUGCUUCGGGAUGUGUUGAAGGAUAAAAAAGUGAAAGUAAAUGACACCGCCCAUGGAACUGGCAUGAUCAUGAAGCGAAUUAAGAGUAAGAAGGUUCUGCUAGUCCUUGAUGACAUUGAUAGCAAACCACAACUCGGUGCAUUGGCCGGCAGCGUGGAUUGGUUUUGUUCGGGGUCGAGAAUCAUCAUUACUACUAGAAACAAGCAGGUGCUGAUUGGGCCUUUAAGUGUGGAAAAUGUGUAUGAGCUUAAGUUGCUAGAUGAUAGCCAAUCGCUUCAGCUUUUCUGUUGGCACGCAUUUGGAAAAGAGGAGCCAGAAGCCGAAAUUGUAGAGUUGUCAAAGGAAGUUGCAGCUACUGCUGCUGGGCUGCCACUAGCCCUUGAAAUAUUCGGUAGACAUUUCUCUUGUCUGGGAACAAAUAAACUGCGAGAAGACAUGUUGAAAAAGUUGUUGAAAGAUCACCACAAAGAUAUUCAUGAGAGGAUGAAGAUAAGUUUUGAUGCCCUUGAAAAAGAAGAAAAAAUUAUAUUUUUGGACAUAGCAUGCUUCUUUAUCGGUCAACAAAGAAGUUUUGCUACUUUCAUUUGGAAAGAACGCGGGUUCUUCCCAGACCUAACAAUUGAAGUCUUAAUGCACAAGUGUCUAGUCAAUUUUAAUGAACAUACAGGAGCGUUUGAAAUGCAUGACCAUAUUCGAGACAUGGGAAGAAAAAUUGUGGAAGAUGAGAGCCCAAAUCCAGAAAACCGUAGCAGGUUGUGGAAGAAAGAUGACAUACUAAACGUAUUGCAAGAAGAAAAGGGAACAGAAAAAGUUGAAGCAAUAAAUCUCUCUUGUGAACAACAUUCAACACCAUAUGUGAACACAAAGUCUUGUGUGGGAAUGUCUCAGCUUAAAAUGCUUCAGUUGCGGAACGUGAGUUUGAAAGGUAAAUAUAAAUAUUUUCCUAGGACACUCAGAUGGUUGCAUUGGAAUUCACAGGACUUGCGUUGCCUUCCUAACGAGCUUUCUCUUGAGAAUAUUGUGGUUCUCGACUUAUCUUGGUCUUAUAAUAUGCAUCAAGUAUGGCACCAGAAAAGGUCUGGAUCCACCAAGGUCUUUAGCCAAUUAAAAGUACUAAGUCUGACAGGAUGUGAAAACCUCACCAUCUGCCCAGAUUUUACGGGCAUGCCACAUAUAGAGGAAUUGUACCUUAAAGGUUGUAUGGCGUUGACUGAACUUCAUCCAUCCAUUUGGCGAUUGACCUCACUCCAAGUGCUUGAUCUCAGUCGUUGCUCUCAAAUUACAGCUUUGCCAUCACAACCGAGUGACUCUAAGUCAUUGAAGCAGCCCUUGCUUGACCGAUUAAAAGUCUUAAAUCUCUCUUCUUGUUAUAAGCUUACCACCUGUCCAGAUUUUCUAUGCAUGCCAUAUAUAGAGGAAUUGGAUUUUGGAAGUUGUGCAAAUAUGACUGAACUUCAUCCAUCUAUUUGGAAUCUCAAACGCCUAACUCGCUUGUCUUUGAGGGAAUGUGAAUCACUUGAAGAAGGGUUUGAAGAAGUUUGGCGACUGGUGUCGCUCGAAAAACUUGACCUCAGUUUGUGCGAAAGAAUUACAUUACCGUCGAGGGAUUCCAGUUCAUUAAAUCAGCUCUUGGGCAAAUUGAAAAUCCUACAUCUUCCUCAUUGUUUGAGCCUCACCAUCUGUCCAAAUUUUACGAGGAUGCCUCAUCUAGAGGAAUUGGAUUUUGAUGGUUGCAUGGAAUUGAAUCAACUUGAUCCAUCCAUUGGGCAUCUGAAGAGACUCACUCACUUGUCUUUGGAGCGAUGCCUCUCACUGAAGGAACUGCCUGUAGAGGUUUGGCAGUUGACAUCGCUUGAAGAGCUUAAGCUCACUUGUCGCUCUGAAAAUAUAGCUUUGCCAUCACAGUUGAAGCAGCCCAUGCUUGGCAAACUAAAAGCCCUAUAUCUCCUUUUGUGUUGGAACCUCACCAUAUCUCCAAAUUUCACAAGCAUGCCACAUCUACAGAAGCUGCAUUUUGAAGAUUGUGUGAAGUUUAUUCAACUUUGUCCAUCUAUUGGGCAUCUCAAGAGCUUGACUCACCUGUCUUUGAAGAAAUGCACAUCACUAAAGGAACUGCCUAAAGAAGUUUGGCAGUUGACAUCCCUUGAGGAGCUUGACCUCAGCGAGUGCUAUGGAAUUACAGCUUUGCCAUCACAGUUGAAGCGGCCCAUGCUUAGCAAACUAAAAGUAAUGAAUCUUCGUUCCUGCAAGAGCCUUACAAUCUGUCCAGUUUUUACAUGCAUGCCACAUAUAGAGAAAUUGGAUUUUAGUGAUUGUCAGAAGUUGAUUGAACUUGAUCCAUCUAUUGGGCAUCUCAAGAGCUUGACUCACUUGUCAUUGAAGGAAUGCAAAUCACUAAAGGCACUGCCUAAAGAAGUUUGGCAAUUGACCUCUAUCAAAAUACUUGAGCUCAUUGGUUGCUAUCAAAUGACAACUUUUCCACUGUUUUGGGAUUCAAAGUCAUUAGAGCAGCUGUUCCCCCAAGAAGUUUCCAGAUUGACCUCACAGGAAGAGCUUCACCUCAGCCUUUGCUCUCAAUUUGCAACUUCGAUAUUAGAGUCGGUGGAUUCAAUGCCACUAAAGCUGCCCUUGCUUGGCAAGGUGAAAGUACUGAGUCUUGGUAAUUGUCAGAACCUCCUCAUGUGUCCAGAUUUUACUACAAUGCCACAUCUAGAGGAAUUAGAUUUUGAAGCUUGUGGUAAUAUGAUUGAACUUCAUCCAUCUAUUGGGCGUCUCCAGAGCUUGACUCAUUUGAAUUUGAGGGGAUGUGGAUCAUUAAAUGAACUGACUAAAGACGCUUGGCAAUUGACCUCACUCGAAAAUCUUGACCUCCGUUAUUGCUGUAAAAUUGCAACUUUGCCAUCAGAAUUGGGAAACUCGGAGCGAUUGAAGCAGCUCUUCCUUGAUGGCACCAUCAUAACAGCUUUGCCUGAAUCCAUAAGACAUUUGAAGCAACUGAACCAUUUGUCUCUAAACAAGUGUUACUUGUUGAAAGAAAUACCUGAAGGGAUUCAUUCAUGUAUAAGUCUCGAACAACUUGAAGCUAGAAACUGUGUAAGUCUUGCAUCUUUGCCCAACGCACUUGGCAACCUGAGGAGUUUGAGGAAUCUUGAUUUGAGUUGGACAGCUAUUGAAGAAUUACCGAGCUCCAUUCACUCGCUAAUGCAAUUUUACGAACUAUCAAUUGUUGGUUGCAAACGGCUUAAAUUCUUGCCUCAGUUACCCCGUUCUAUCCGCAGAGUUUAUGCAGCAGAUUGCUGUAAAAUGGAAGAGAUAGCAGAUGUUUCAAAGGCAAUUGAUUUAUGGGAAUUGGACCUAACCGGCUGCCAAAAGCUUUUGGAUGUUCCUGGUGUUGAGCAGCUGAUAUGUUUAAACGAACUGAAGCUUGGAGGAUGUAGAAGCCUUUCCAACUCUUUCAAAAAAAGAGUACAGGAGGCAGACUUUCCAAGUUUGGUGGAGGAGUUGACCAUCCCUGGAAGCGAUGCACGAUCUCACUCAAGUAGUUGGCAUAUGGGAAGCUUGAGUUGGGCUGGAUCCCCUCCAUGGGGAGGAUCCAAAUCCAUGUUAGGAAGAAAACUUUACUUUUGGAAUUAAUUUUUGGAGGUGGAGGGUGUUGUCCCACUUAUUUGCGGUAACAAGGGAGGUUGUUAGAGAGAUCCGCAUUUCUUGUUUGAGGUUUUUAUUUUUUACUUUUUUUCUGCUUUGUAAAGAUUGGAGCAAGAGACAAAAGGAUAAUUGUUGUGGAUAUAUAUAUCCCAACAAUUAUUAUUAUUAUUAUUUGGUGUAGAUAUAUAUAAUUGCUUAAUACA